GUCCUAACGUUGUCAAAUAUCGCGAUAACUGCCUCCCUAAUCACUACGUAAUGUGCCGUGCUGCUUCUAGCGGCGCUGGUGACAGUGCUGAAAGCUGUUGGGUAUGAAAUGAAACGGAACUGAAUUUUUGUACCAUCCGCAACUGCUUCAAGUUCAGAUCACCACAAGGAAACUGAAGACAAACCUUCCCGAAACAAGCAAAAGUUGCAACAACGAAGACGCGUAGAAAAACAACGGAUCACUUCAAGGAGUUUUAAAAACACACGAAGCAACCAAAUCCUGAAACGACCAAAGAAGACGCACGUCAGCCCAAUUGAAACCUCGAAGAGAAGCAAUCCUGCGCCCAAGCAAAUUCUGAGACGACUUAACUGAUCUGAAACCAGAAGUUUGUGCCUACUCAACAGCUUUGACAAAGCACACGUCCCAACGCUGCUCCUAGCCCUCCUCAUCCUCACCACACCACCGACUCACCACCGGGGUGUGGAGUGGGCUGCUAUCUGCUAGUUUUAUUUUCCCCCCCAUAGUUUCCCCCCCCAUCUCUCCCCUUUUUCUCUACUCCCCUCACUGUUUUCAUUGUAAUUUUUUUUUCUAAGCAGUGUUAUUGCACCUGCGUUUGCCUUUUUUGUUUUUGUUUUUUUGGCACUAGAUUUCUACCCCUUUUUUUGCUUUAUGCAACCAUCUAGAACUUGUGCCAGAAACCUGUAACAAGUGUGUGCGUGUGUGUGUGAGUGUUCAACUGUGUGCGUGAAGAGACCUGCAGGAACUGCCUAGUCAUCGAGAUCCUGAGAAUUACAAGAUUCAAGACGACGAAUUAAGAUGAGUUUUGACCCAGGCAUGCUCCAUAACAAUGGGCACACUGCAUAUGCCAACGGCACGGGGCCCGGCAUCCGAGAGACUGGUGUGGUGGAGAAGCUCCUGACGUCGUACGGGUUCAUACAGUGCUCCGAGCGUCAGGCCCGUCUCUUCUUCCACUGCUCCCAGUACAAUGGCAAUCUGCAGGAACUUAAAAUAGGAGAUGAUGUAGAAUUUGAGGUAUCCUCUGACAGGCGCACUGGCAAGCCCAUAGCAGUGAAGCUGCUAAAGAUAAAGCCAGAGGUGCUGCCAGAGGAGCGCAUCUCGGGCCAGGUGGGGCCAGACCUGCACGCCUAUCCCUUAACUGUGCUGCAUGGUUAUAUUCAUCCAGUUGUCUCGGCGAUCCCGGUGCACUUGGACGGAAAGUCAGCACCUGGCCAGGUGCCCACUGGCAGCGUGUGUUAUGAAAGAAACGGAGAAGUGUUCUACCUUACCUACACCCCUGAUGAUGUGGAGGGAAAUCUCCACCUGGACACGGGCGACAAAGUCAGCUUUUACAUGGAAACCAACAAGCAUACCGGUGCGGUCAGCGCUCGUAAUAUUCAACUUGUGAAGAAAAAGCAAAUGAGGUGCCAAGGUGUGGUGUGCGCUACAAAGGAGGCCUUUGGGUUCAUUGAGCGGGCCGACGUGGUGAAGGAGAUCUUCUUCCACUACAGCGAGUUCAAGGGGGAUCUUGAGGCUCUGCAGGCUGGAGACGAUGUUGAGUUCACCAUCAAGGACAGAAAUGGUAAAGAGGUAGCCACCGAAGUGAGGCUGCUCCCCCAGGGGACCGUAAUCUUUGAGGACAUCAGCAUUGAGCAGUUCGAGGGCACCGUCGUUAAGGUCAUUCCCAAGGUCCCCACCAAAAACCAGAACGACCCUUUACCGGGCCGGAUCAGCUCCCGCAUUGGUUUCAAUGACAAGGAGCUGCCUUUUGGCGAGAAGGACACUAAGUCCAAGGUGACCCUUCUGGAGGGAGACCACAUACAGUUCAACAUCUCCACCGACCGCAGGGACAAGCUGGAGAGAGCCACCAACAUCGACAUCCUCCCGGACACCUUCGACUUUACCAAGGAGUCCCGUGAAAUGGGCGUGAUCGCUGCUAUACGUGACGGCUUUGGCUUCAUCAAGUGCGUUGAUCGGGACGCCAGGAUGUUCUUCCACUUCAGUGAAGUCCUGGAGGAAAGCCAACUGCACAUCUCAGAUGAAGUGGAGUUCACUGUUGUGCCCGUAGGUCCUGUUUAUAAGCUUUUCACAAAAGACAUGCUGUCGGCUCAGAGGAACCACGCAGUGCGCAUCAAGAAGCUGCCCAAGGGCACGGUGUCCUUCCAUACCCAGUCUGAGCAGCGCUUUAUGGGCGUGGUGGAGAAGGAAGUGGUGGCAGCCAGCAACAAGAAUGCCAGUCCCACCAAGGUCAAGGAAAAGGAGGCUGAGGAAGGAGUGAUUGCAUAUGAAGACUGUGGAGUGAAGCUCACUGUGCCGUACCAUAAUAAGGACUUAGAGGGAGGAGGAUACCCACAGGUUGGAGACAAGGUGGAGUUCUCCAUCAACGAAGUGAAGCGCACUGGCCUGCAGAGCGCCGUGUCCAUUAGGGUCCUCAACCGCAACGCCUCCAAUGCCAAGAGACUGCUCGGAUUUGUCGCGACGCUGAAGGACAACUUUGGCUUCAUCGAGACGGCAAAUCACGACCAGGAGAUUUUCUUUCACUACAGUGAAAUGUGUGGGGACUUGGAGAACUUAGAGCUGGGUGACACAGUGGAGUACACUCUCUCUAAGGGAAAAGGAAACAAAGUCAGUGCUGAGAAAGUUACAAAAGUGGCCGCAGUGAACGGCAUUAGCGAGGAGGACGGUGCAGCGGUGAUGAUGGGGAAGGUCAUCCGUCCCUUGCGCAGUGUGGAUCCCUCCCAGACGGAGUACCAAGGGCUCAUUGAAGUCACAGAGGAAGGUGCACCUAAAGGCCAGAAUUAUCCCUUUGGAAUCAUGGGUAUGUCAAACAAGGGCGAUUGCCUGCAGAAAGGAGAACUUGUGAAGUUCUACGUUUGCACAGUAGCCCAGACUGGACAGAAGAUGGCCUCUAAUGUGGUUCCUCAGCGCAGAGCGUUGGUGGAGUGUGUCAAAGACCAGUUUGGCUUCAUCACAUAUGAAGUUGGUGAGAGCAAGAAGCUGUUCUUCCAUGUAAAAGAGGUGCAAGAUGGCCUAGAGCUCCAGACCGGGGAUGAGGUGGAGUUCUCCGUCGUCCUCAACCAACGCACAGGAAAAUGUAGUGCCUGCAACGUACGCAGAGUCAGCGAGGGGCCAAAACAGGUGGCGACUCCGCGUCCAGAUCGACUGGUGAACCGGUUGAAGAGCAUCACCCUCGACGACGCCAGCGCUCCACGCCUGGUGAUCGUGAGACAGCCCCGUGGUCCAGACAAUUCAAAGGGCUUCAAUGUGGAGCGAAAGACUCGCCAGCCUGGCGUCAUCGACUGAGCAAUACACAGCCCGCCCUGUUGGUGGGAUGCUGUCCCAACGUGUGGCUGCAGGGGAUAAGGGAAAUUUGAUUUGACACAUGCUUGCACACACACACGCACACACACACACACAAACUCCUUCACAAUACACUCUCUCUCUCUCUCACACACACACAGGCACACGGUAUGUGUAAUCUUUAUCCCCAUACCUGCGAGGGAACCUUUUCUCAUUCCACAGUUCCCUUUCUCCCAUGUAUGAUGUACUUGAUACAGAGUUCCACACUGCAGUGUACAUGGGGUCUCCGAGUGUGUGUUUGAGUGUGUGUUGAGCGCGUGUGAUGUAUUCUGGAGGUGAUUAUAGUAUGUAAUGCAGAUAUUUGUUUCUGAGGGUGUCGUCCCUAUAAAUCAGAGUGAUGACUGUGUGGCUGUCUAUGUCCAGAUCUUUUGUAUCUGCUUUUUUUUUUUUUUUUUUUUCUGGAAUUCUGCACCUGUAAUCUGUCCAAUAGUUUGCCUGGUGGUGUCUCGCGUCUUUGAGCAUCUACACCAUUUUUUUUUUUCUCUCUCCCAUAUUUUUGCUCCUUUACCCAUGGAAACUUAAAAAAAUGGUUUCAUUGUCGAGUUUCCACUAUUGUAUGCUUUCCUACAAGACGCAUAAAGCAAAGCAAAAGUUCCCUCCAUAAGGAGGAUCAUAUUUCUCAUGUGCGAGCUUAAACUGAAGAUUCUUCUCUGCUCGGUUUUUUUGAGCAGGUUUUAAAACGCUUUAUUGAAGAGCUGAAGUGAAAGCAUGGUGUGUGUGUGUGAUGUAUGUGUGUGAUGUAUGUGAAUGUCAAUGUAGUUGAUCUAAUGGGAUUUACUUUUACCAAUCUGGAGCCUUUAGAUACCUUUUUGGUAUUCACAUGCUCCACUUAAGCAAUUUUUCCCAGGUGCAGAAUUCCUUGUGGCAUCUUAUUUCUGCAGUUCUUUUAUACUGUUUGUUUUUUGUUUGUUUUUCUUGCACAUGUUUUUGCUUUUUUCCAUUGAAACUCAAUCUGCUAAUAUUGAAUUAAGUAAGAAUAAGGUGCCUAAAAACUACACGCAAAAUAAAAUGAAAAAAAAAAAGAAUAAAUAAAAAAUUAGAUGUAUCUUCUGUUCGCAGCCAACCGCCAAAACAUUCAGAACAAUCUUAGGGUGGCUUUCUUUUCUAGUAGAAAUAAUACUGAUAUGCAUCCCAAACCUGUGGGUUGAAUUAUACUGUAUGUAAUGUGUGCUUUUUUUUUUUUUUUUUUUUUUUUGCUUAGGGAAAGUUCAUCAAACCUUCCACUAUAACAAAACAAAUUUAACUUAAAAAAUGAGAAUGGUAAAGUAUUAGAAAUUCAGUUUAAAAAAAAAAAAAAAAAAAAAAAAAACAUUAAGAAUCUGGAUACAAGUUGUCUAUCGCUGGAGACAUGGUGGGUGAGCUCUUGUGCCCCUGCACACAAGUUACAGUCAAAAAAAAAAUAAUUUCAAUUUUGGAGAUCACUGGGUUUCUGUUGAACCACAAACGGAGGUUCUCAUGUACUUUUGUUAAUGGUCUUGAAUGAAACAACUGAAUUAAAGUUUUAUGAAAAUCA
Molecule: messenger RNA, 4870 nt
Organism: Anoplopoma fimbria (sablefish)
Lineage: Eukaryota; Metazoa; Chordata; Actinopteri; Perciformes; Anoplopomatidae
Gene: csde1
Product: cold shock domain containing E1, RNA-binding
Exons: 20
Coding region: 817-3300 (827 amino acids)
Molecular function (GO): nucleic acid binding
Source: RefSeq, a predicted model, not a curated record